Lottia gigantea (owl limpet) is the source of this 225-nucleotide messenger RNA. RefSeq lists its product as hypothetical. The annotation marks the transcript as partial. The record is from RefSeq and is a predicted model, not a curated record. NCBI's taxonomy places the organism in Eukaryota, Metazoa, Mollusca, Gastropoda, Lottiidae. The transcript has a single exon.
AAUAUAUAUAAACCUAUUUCACUACAUAGUUCAGGUUUGAAUUUAUAUAAACCUAUUUCACUACAUAGUUCAGGUUUGAAUUUAUAUAAACCUAUUUCACUACAUAGUUCAGGUUUGAAUUUAUAUAAACCUAUUUCACUACAUAGUUCAGGUUUGAAUAUAUAUAAACCUAUUUCACUACAUAGUUCAGGUUUGAAUUUAUAUAAACCUAUUUCACUACAUAGU